Molecule: messenger RNA, 390 nt
Organism: Thyridium curvatum
Lineage: Eukaryota; Fungi; Ascomycota; Sordariomycetes; Thyridiales; Thyridiaceae
Exons: 3
Coding region: 1-390 (129 amino acids)
Molecular function (GO): RNA endonuclease activity
Source: RefSeq, a predicted model, not a curated record
AUGAGCUCCUCGAUCGAACUCCGCGAGCGCUCCCAACACAACAGAAUCCGUUCGCGAAACCUCCCAGCGCCCGUCGCCUCCGCCGCCCACGCCCGCACCGGCUUCGCGGCCAGCAGCUUGCCCGGCAUGAAGCCCCUCGUCGGCGCCAUGCAGGCGUGGUCCUGCGUCGUCAUCUCCGUCUUCGCCAUCGUCAUACUGUCCAUCCUCGGCAUACUGUUCAAGAACGAGCACCAUGAGUUUGUCGGCGGUGAGGAGGACCCCGAGAACGGCGGCCAGGUCGCGGGGACGAUAUUCAUUGCCGUCAUUAUUUAUGCUGGCUUCCUGGUAUUUUGCGGCCUGCAAGGACUGCUACAUAUGCGGGAGAGCAGACGGGGAGCGAUUGCUCUGUGA